Messenger RNA from Branchiostoma floridae (Florida lancelet), 5175 nucleotides. RefSeq names its product serine-rich adhesin for platelets-like. NCBI's taxonomy places the organism in Eukaryota, Metazoa, Chordata, Leptocardii, Amphioxiformes, Branchiostomatidae. Bases 19 to 4713 code for a protein of 1564 amino acids. The record is from RefSeq and is a predicted model, not a curated record. The transcript has 14 exons.
GGGGGGGGGGAGAGGGCGAUGUUUCUGGAUGACAAUCUCUCCCGUCUUCCUCAGCUUCACGCCAGGCGAGAUGACUAUGACUUUGACCUGACGGACCCCUGUGGUCACCAGAUGUCCACAGAGUACAACCUCCUUCACGACCCCCAUCUCAAACCGUUCUUCAGCAGCCCGUACGUCAAGCAUAGACUCAUCAAGAACGGCUUUAUCACGGAGGACGGGAAGGUACUGUGCACUCUGAAGGAGUUUAAUCAGUACAGACAGUACUUACGGAAGAUUAGUCUGGAUCAUUACAGACAUGAACGGCGUAGACAGCUGGAAAGUUCUGUUUUGGCGCGGGAGCGUGCAGAACAGAAAAAGAAGGAAGAACAAGCUCAGUCGAAAUCAUUACAGAUCAUCAAGGAACGAAGGGAAAAGGCGAAGGAGGCUCGACAAAAGCUCAGGGAAGAGGAGGAAGCUGCCAAGCGCAGGUACAUGGCGAUGAUGAAGAGGGAUGCUAUGAAGAGAAACGUGCUUCAGAUGGAGAAGACUCUCAAUCAAGAUGAACAUCGAAAGCAAAAAGAGAAGGAGUGGGAAAAUCAACGGUUCAAGUUUCAGUUGAAACAAGACAAGGAUCGGCGGCGGCGGAAGAAGGACCUGGAGUUGUGGAAGGCGGAGGAGAAGGAGAGACAGCGGCGGCUGGAGGAGCGCAGGCGGCAGGAACAGAAAGAGAAAGAGGCGAAGGCAAUGGAACACUUUGUGGAGCAUGCGCGGUUACGUUCGAUGCAGCGUGAGGAGAUGUUACGUGUUGAGGAGGAGGAGAGGGUGAGGAGACAGGAGAACAUCCGGGCCCGCGAGGCCGCCAUCCAGGCACAGCGCCAGAAACAGUACGAACUUUUCUUGAAGAGAAAGCAGCGCCAACAGGAGCGUCGAGAGCACACCCAGAAGACUCUGCUGCAAAUGUGGAGAGACAAAACUAAAGCAGGCCAGGGUGAGAGUACCGAGGUCGGGACAGGCGGCAGGGCCGGGCUGUUCUCCCGCUUCAUGGGCGUUACGGAGAGCGACGAGCCCGCAAAGGCAGAAGCCGAGAAGAGGGGAAUGGGUCUAAACCUGGGCAAACUCGUAGACCGCGCCAUAGACCAGACUAUGGAAGACUUCGAGACAGGUCCGCCCCCAUCGCAGGAAGGACCUCUAGCGGAACAAACUGAAACUGAAAGCUUAGUAAGAGAGCCCCCUGCGGCUGACAAACAGGAGAAGCCGGCCACCAGGAAAACCGUAAAAAUAAAGACUGGUAUAAAAGGCUUGAAGAGAUCGUUCAAGCAAAAAAUGGCCAAGGACUUCGCACGCCUCCAGAGCGAGUUUCCCGGAGCAAAGCUGAUCGACAUGGAUGAGAUGGCGAGACAGCAAGAAGAGAAGACUAGACAGGCUGAGAUGUUGAGGAUACAGCUUCAAACAGACUUCCCCGGGGCGGACGUGUCUUUAUGGGAGGAGGAGGAAGAAGAAGAGGAUGACGAGAUGGUGAAGGAAGUUGAACUCCAGCAGGCGCUGUCCCUCUCACAAACCACCCUACUGCACAUGCGCGCAGCUGAGAUUGUUAGGGCUGUCAUGGAAACCGUCUCCAAGGUGAUAAUACCACGGAUGGUGAGCGAGGACAAAUUUAGGAUCAUUUCCAGCCAGACUGACUCAGAUACGGACAUUGCAAAGCAGACAGCACGAGAGUUUGUCCCGUGGGUGAUCAAGGGUGUUCAGCGGGACCUCCGGGGGUCCGGGACCCGGGAACCCAGCAUGUCGGACACGCGGGUCCUCAGCAAGGUGGCCAGUGACAUGGUGGUCUCAGCUCUGGAUAAGUUACAGACAGACGUCAGCACACACCGAGUCAGCCGAGCAGCAAGUCAGCUAGUGUCCUCUGUUAUCGAUGGGGUCAAGAAGGGGCUUUCCUCGGAGGACAUGGAAGUAAGGAAAUCCACGUCUGACAGUAGCCUUCUCAGUAAAACAGCACGUGACAUCGCGACUGAUGUGAUUGACGGUGUGACGAAGGAGCUGACGGGACAGCGUGCAGAUUUGUCCGCCAUGUUCCCCACUAAGUCGUCCUCCGACACAUACCUCCUCAGUCGCACGGCGAGUCGCGUUGUUUCGUCUGUGGCUAGCGCAGCUAAAAAACCUUCAAAAGUUCAGCUUGCCGUUUCUGAGUCUGGCUCCGUACGGCAGAUGGCCACGCAGAUCACGUCAUGGGUUAUCGAUAGGGUGCGCCAGGACAUGGCGGACGGGUCAUCAGAGGCGUCCGCGGAGAGUUUCGACGAUAGCUGUCUGGAGCGAGAAUUACUCCGGACGAUGCGUGCCGACUCCACGCCUGUGGAGGAACCCUACUCCAGACCGUUAUCUCCGGAACCGUCCAGCGACGCCGAAAUAUCUCGGGCAGGAUCCAAACAGAGCACCGUCUCAAAGAUGCAAAAAACAUCCACAAGCAAAAUCACUUCGAGACGCGUUUCUAAGGAGUCAAUCAGAGUCUCCGCCAGGGCGUCCUCUUCCCUGGGAGCAGUGCGGUCAACGUCAUCAUCCAGCCACAAAGUCAGACUUUUGGCGCCGACAUCCCGGACAAGUCUCAAGACAUCACCGGUAACAUCAAAGGUACAGCCCUCCCCCCAAACAUCCAAAACCACAGCGACGCCAACAAGAAAGCUGUCCAGAACCUCCAGAGAAUCUGUUACCAGUCUCUCCAAGAAACCCAAAUCUGACAGUGCCGUGCAGAAAACGUCAAAGGAACGGACGUCCACGUCUCUAAGCGGCCGCACCAUGUCGCCCGACGCAGUGUCAACGGACAAACCAGCAAAGGCUGCUCCAUCUAAGGAAGAAAAAAAUUCUGCCAAGAAACUUGCGUCAACAACGCAAGCUUCUUUAGAACAUAAAGAACCUGUCAAAACAACUUCUUUACCACCGGAGCAGACGACCUUCAAGGCUUCUCCGAAGUCAUCGGCUUCUUUGGACAAACAGCCGUCGACAAAGUCACAGAAGAGCAAGGGAUUCGGAAAGACUUCCAGUGAGUCUAAUGGGUCGGCAAGAAGGCCUUCUAUAUCUGCUCCUCGUUUAAACGCCAGGCGGUCUAGUUCGAAAAAUGUCCAAGAAACAACUUCUUCGCGUAGUAAGUCGAGUGGAGGAGUCGUAGUGCGCAGUGGGCCGUCAUUGCCAGGAGCAGAUGUUAAGGAAACACAGGAAGGAGCGGAGUCAACAGAUUCGGAUAACAGAGUUGUAAAGACGGCACCGUCGACUCCAGUUCCCGAAGACGAUUCCCAGCUGGCCGUGGAUGCCGCGAUGCCGUCGUCACUGUCGGAAGGUAGCGUUAAAGCCAAGACGUCUAGAUCUGUAAACAAAGUAGAUUCCACUCAAAGCGCCUGGAGUGCGACACCUUCCAGAAAGACGCCGUCACAAUCUUCGUCUCUUACAAAAUCACGUGACAAACAGUCAACUCUGAUGUCACCGUCUGAAACAAAGGUUUCGCCAAGGAAGUCCAGGUCAAAAACCACGUCACAAACAGGCAUUGUUACUUCACAACUGGGUUCAAGUUCGAGAACGCCAUCCGUCGACAAACCGUCUUCCAGGUCCAGUAUCAAGGCCAGUUCAUCCAAAUCAACGUCAGAAGUAACAGCAAAAACGUCAUCCCGCUCAAGUGGUUCCGGUCUGCUGCAAAGGACCAGGUCGGGGGGAGUCAAGAGUACCGCUACGCCUACUGCGCAGACGAAGUCGGAGCUAGGUGUCCGCUUGAAAGCUUCACGAUCAGGUGGUGGGAGCAAAGCGUCGUCAACUCAAGCUGGCAAAGCAUCAUCCACACAAGACGCUUCGAAACGGUCCUCCGACACAUUAUCUAAAAGUAAAUCUUCGACCUCGAACGUAAAAACUUCACAAUCAAAAAGCAAAGAAAGCAUCAAAGAUAAGACAGGAACUAGUGUUGAAUCUGAAGCUCCCAAAUUUGAGGAGAUGGAAGGAGUUCUUGAUGAAGAUUUGCACCUUGAUGAAGACGAGGAGAGAGACUUCGGAGGGGACAGCGAGGACCCUCCUGCCGAGGACAUGCAGCUGUUGGGGGAAGGGGAGGAGAUGAGCGACGUCGAAGACGAACAGGUGGUGACAGAGACGGAAAAUGUCGUCAUUAAAAAGAGGAGAGAGAGUCUUGUGGGCGCGUUGACUGAGGAGGAGCCAAAAGCAACUAGUGGAUCCAAAGCGUCGAUGAAAAGUUACCGAAGACACAGUAUCGCCGGGUCGUGUGCCACCAUGGAGGCCGCCUCGGACCGGAGUGACCGGAGUGAGUUCGCCCCGCUGGCGCCCACCCUGCAGGGUCGUGCCGUAGAGCUAGAUGACGACCUUGAGGAGAACCUGUCGGCCAUCUCCGUCAAAGCCAGUUUCCAGGACAGGAUGCAGGACGAGAUAACACCCCGCAACUCUUUCAGAUGUCUACAGAGACCGGAGCUGUCCAACGCGCAGGGCCUAGAGAGAGAGGAAUCCCUGAGGUCCCUCAUUACGAAGCGGCGCAUGUCCAUGCCAUCAGGGGCUACUCUCGCCUCUUUCCGCGCGCAAAACUCCUCAGAGGACGUCGUUCAGGUCAACACCAUGUUUGACGUUGGCGAGUUUUCCCGAGGGGUUCGGCGGUACUCGGAAGUGCCGAAGUCCGUCGUCACUCCUGGGCCCGAGGUCGACUCUUCGACAAGCCUGGAAAAAAUCCCCGAAUCCAAGGAGAACAAGACUUAAUGUCGACAUGGGGAAAUGGCGUUUGGGCGAUCGUGCUGCGACUUUGCUGGGAGAUAAAUUUGAUUCUCGUAACCUUUGAUUUCACAAUUAUCGGAAUACCAUGCAAAAUAUUGAAGUAUAACUGUAAAGACAGCAACACACAUUGCAAUGUUGGGAGAUAAGUCACAAGCUUUAGGCCGCAGCGCGAUCGUAACGAGGUCAACGUUCUAGUGGAGGAAUGGGAUUGUUACGAAUCGGAGAAUGAUUAAGGGUAUCAUUUAUGUGAUGAUGGUUGCACACAGUUCAGGUGUGCCCCAUAUUGUUGUUUAUGUUUCCUUUGCAGUAGGAAAAUGAUAUGUUUGAUUCAGAAUUCACUGCCAUAAAAUUGUUUUGCGAUGCUUUUCAUAGUUCCAUUUUCAGUAUUUAGUACGGAUUUGCGGUUUUGCUAAUAACAGCCCCACAAGUAUUUGCAUAAAAGAACUA